GAGAUACAGCUAAAAACUCUGUCUCCUAGAAGAAAAUCCUUGAAAUAUCCUCAUGUAUCGCCUCACAGUAUUUCAGUCAUGGCUCUGAAUCCUGGUCCCGGACGUUGUGGCAGCCUGAGUCCUGAGGGCAUACUGAGAGAGGUUCAGAUCAAUUUGCUGGAGUGUAAAGUCUGCUUCGAGAAGUUCUGCACUCAGCAGAGAGAACGCAGACCACAGAACCUUUCCUGUGGCCAUGUACUGUGUCUGGAAUGCAUCAGAGCUCUGUCCCACCCUCUCCUGAGGAAGCUGGAGUGCCCGUUCUGUCGACAGCUGUGCAGUGUUGACAGCACGUCCCACUGCCAGGUUCUUUGUGACCUCCAGGAGCUGCUGUUGUCCUGGAGUACCACAUCCUCUGGUCCUCCUCACAGAGCGAUAGGGGGAUUUAGGCCGGCUGCAGGACUGACAUCCUCAGCCCUGUACCUCUACGCAGCUUUUGGCGGCUGGGGGACUCUCAUCAACCCCACUGGGAUAGCUGUUUUAGGGUCGUCAGGGACAAUAGUGGUGGUCCACGAUGGAGAGAAGAGGGUGGUGGUGUUUAGUCGACAGGGCACACGGCUGAAUAGUUUUGGGCGAAGAGGACAAGCCAGUGGAGAGCUCUGUCACCCAGUGGAUGUGGCCGUGACUCCCUGUGGUUACGUGGUGGUGACUGACGCAGGAGAUAAAGCUGUGAAGAUUUUCACCUCCAGAGGGAACCACGUGUUGACGGUCAGGGAUUCCUUCCAGGUGCCCUGGGGUGUGGCCACAGGCGGUGGUGGACACCUCCUGGUCACAGACAUCCAGGUGGGCGCACUGUUCCAUUUCAAAAUGGACUACACUCGUGGUGUUAUUCUGGAGCAUCGUACGGCCAUUUCUGACCUCCAGCAGCCAAAAGCAGUGGCCUGCUGUCCAGUGACAGGGAACACUGCGGUGAUGGAGCAUGUAACCGACAACACACGUCCACCAGAGCGGCAUCAACACACGAGGCUGAAAGUGUUUAGCAAAGACUUCCACCUGCUUCAUCAGACAGACAGUUUCAGCCUGACUCUGCAGUCCGCAGUCAGGCUGAACAUGUCCGGUGUGGUGUUUGAUGCAGAUGGAAAUGUGCUUAUAACUGACUGUAAACAGGGGAUGGUUUGGAGUUUGGGGAAGCUGCAGAAUGGCCUGGUCCUCACUCCUCUCGUGGGGAACCACCUGAUCCGCCCAGUCAGCCUGGUUGCACUGGACAACAUGCUCAUCGUUCUGGACAGUGGAGACCAUGCAGUCAAGAUUUAUUCUGCCAAAUCUGACACUGGAUCCACCACAAUGUGUAAACAGGCCAAGAGUAUGUGAAAUGUAGCGUAACAUAUUAUUAUAUUAUUAAGUGAUGAGGUUGACCUGGCAAUAGCAUUGCUAAAUAAAGGCAAAGUUUUACAUUAAAAUAGACCUUUGUGUUGAAAAUGAAAAAUGUGAAUAUACUGGGUACUAUAGCCUGUGUUGAAGUAAUGUUUGUGUCAUGUUGUUAUUGCUCCAGCCUUCGAAACUGCACAAUGUAUCCCCACAUUAUUAUAUUUCUAUAGAAUCCUGUGGUUUUCUUGUCAGACACAUACUUUCACCUUUCUUCCAGUCAAACAAUCUAAAGAAAACAGACAUGUAUGUCCUCAAGGCCACAAAGCUGUGAUGAAGGGUAGAAAAAUAUCAUGCAAUCUCAUAUAAAGAAUAUAGAGAAUAAAGGGAAACAAAAUAAAGAAAUAAAGGGAACUGCUACUAUAGGUGCUGCAGAGAGAGAAAUGAUAUCAUCUUUACAGAUUCUUUUAACUUGAGUUUGUCCAUAAACCUCUCUCUCGCUCUCUCUCUCUAUUAAUGCACCAUGAACCAUGUGGAGAGGUUUGAGAGCGUGAACUGGAGAGUGUUGUGCUCUGUGAAAGAUGGAGAACUGGUUUAUGGAAGAGAAAUCAUGUGAAUGUGUUUUGGUGUUUGUGUGUUAAUGAGAAACAAAAAGGAUCAAAU
Paralichthys olivaceus (Japanese flounder) is the source of this 2004-nucleotide messenger RNA. RefSeq names its product E3 ubiquitin-protein ligase NHLRC1. Lineage: Eukaryota; Metazoa; Chordata; Actinopteri; Pleuronectiformes; Paralichthyidae. Gene Ontology annotation, biological process: proteasome-mediated ubiquitin-dependent protein catabolic process; protein polyubiquitination; negative regulation of translation. The record is from RefSeq and is a predicted model, not a curated record. Gene Ontology annotation, molecular function: ubiquitin protein ligase activity; translation repressor activity; protein binding.